AUGGUUAUUGCUAAUACUGCUAAUACUAUUGUUGUUGCUACUAAGACCGGUUCAUUAAUGACGGGCGCCAACAAUUUCACUACUCAAAAUGAUUUGGCAGUUGACGAAUCAAGUUUAGAAAAUUUUGAAACUGAUAGGAUACAUUCCUCAGAGGUACCAUCUCAAGUCUUGAAACCAAAUUGUGAUCAGUUAUUGAACGACAAUAGUGAAAUGGAAGCCAUUUCUGAACAAACGAGUACACUGGUAGAUUUUUCGUCUGUUGUCGAUAUAACAUCACUGACAAGGUCUUUAGGCGUGGAGCCUACAAAAUAUCCCCUUAUUCCAGAAGGUGUCGUUGAUAAUCAUCUGGGUAACCAAUAUACUGACGUCAUUGCCGAGAUUAAGAACACAAUUAAAUCUGGUUUUGAUUUAAAGGUUACUAUGAUUAUCAUUUCCCUUACUUUAAAUUACCAUUUGGAAUAUAGUACCAUGCAUAACCUUUCCAAACCGGAUUGGGUUAAAUUGUUUAAAUUGCUUUUUAAGAAUCUUGAAGGGAUCAUGGAUCAAAUAAUAAUGCUCGUGGAUAAUGCUAUACCAUUGGUGAGUUAUAAUGAAAAGUAUGAAAAGAAAACUAGCUACUUGCAAGGAGCACCCAUUAGAUACUACCUUUCAGUUAUCAAAACUAGUAGCUAUCAAAGUCUAAUGAAAGAUGCUUAUCCUAUUUCAUAUACUGAUAUUUGGAAAGCUGUAGAUGUUACAUACACAUCCAAAACUUCAAUGAUUAGUGAAAGAAAGACCUCACCAAAGUCCAAGAAAACUACGAGAAGUGAAAAUACAAAGAAAACAUGUAUAGUCUGUGGAAAGUUUGGACAUGAUUUGAGAAAUUGUUUUAAAUUAAAGAAUGCAAAGAGACGUGGAUCCAUUGUCAUUGAAAAUGGAAAAGUUUGUACUUUGGACAAUAACAUGUUGAAGAUUGGCAAGGGUGAAAACAUGAUUGAUAAAUAUCCGGAACUUUUUACAAAGAAGAAAAACUCAACAGUGUACAAUGAAUUAGAAAAUGAAACCAACAAGGAAAGUUCAAGUGUUGGGGAUACGGAUGAAAAAGAAAAGAUAGUGAAAUUGAAUUGUGCUGAAAGAUCCAACCUCGUUCAAAAUAGGAAACUGAGAGUACCAAUUAACGAACCAACCACACUGAAAACCGCCAUCUCUAGUCCCAUGAAAAAAUUCCUGGAAAAUCUGAACUCAAGUAGCCACAGAAAAGAUUUUGAUAAAAAAUUGUUGAUCUUGAGAGGAACCGGCGAAGAACCAAUGCCAAUAACUACUAGAAACACAAACCGAGAUAUUUUGAAAGCUGGGAGAAUUCAAGUCAAUCCACCAUUGAGAAAUGUGGCGGCUGCACUCAAUGACCUACAAGUUUGUAAAGAAGACGCAACUAAUGUGUCACAUAUAUCAAAACAGGAAUCAGAAACUUUGCCUGCUGCGGUAACUACAAAUUUGAGAAACUUACCGAAAAUGAAUUUGGGAGCCUUAAAGGGUGAUGCAUUAGGCUUUUCGGAUUCAUUUACGACGAGUGAUGAAGUUCCCGAAUUUGUAGAACCUAUAACUUGGGGCAAGGUUCUUGAAGGUUUGGAAUUAGUGUCAACUAAAGGUAAUCCUGGGCCUUCUGGAUGGAAAUAUGCCGGUUAUUAUGAAUCGAAAUAUAAAGAAAGAAGUUUGGACGAUUCAGUUUAUGGAAACACAUUGAUUGAUAUACCUUUAGAAGUAUUUCUCGAUAUAGACCCGGACUUUAGAAGCUACAUACAGGAAAUAACUUCUUGA
This is a messenger RNA of Lodderomyces elongisporus, 1797 nucleotides long. RefSeq lists its product as uncharacterized. The record is from RefSeq and is a predicted model, not a curated record. Gene Ontology annotation, molecular function: nucleic acid binding; zinc ion binding. The transcript is spliced from 2 exons. The coding region runs from base 1 to 1797 and encodes 598 amino acids. Lineage: Eukaryota; Fungi; Ascomycota; Pichiomycetes; Serinales; Debaryomycetaceae.